GUUGUUGUUGCCGGAAGUGGUGUGUAACCUGAUGCCGGUGAUCUGAGGCAAAGUCCGUCAGAGAAUCGUUAAACUAACGGAAAAUAAAGAGAUUUAAAGUAUGUCAGUGACAUUAAACUGACACAGCAGUUUUAUAGAAGUUACAUUUUUGACUAAGAAACUGUUUUAACAGAUUUAAAGCCACAUUUCACGUUAAAGACGACUGAAGUUUAUCGCUAACGUUAGCUAACGCUGUUGUCUGAGUAGCUACCGAAGCUAACGCGAGCUAACAGGAUUAGCUCUGUGGGAUUAACACAAAAUAAAGGUGUGCUGAUGGCCGUGAGGAGGAGCACCGGGUCGCGACACACCGGGGAGCUGUAAAGGAUGCUCCAGGGGCCGUACACCAGCCUGGACCGGGACCGUCCCCUCAUCCGGCUCCCUUUCACCAGCUUCGCCGUGGGGACGGUGCUGCUGCCUCUGACCGGCCUCAUCGCCUGCCUCUUCAUUUCACUGGUGUACCACUUUGAGGACGCAACGUUCACACACUGUCAUGUAUCAAACUACCUCCCGUCCAUUAGUGCCGCCAUCAGUCGUGUUCCAGAGCGCUACAUCUGGCGUAGCUGCAUCGGUCUGCACUCGGCGCCGCGCUACCUGGUGUCCGCAGCCUACUUCAGCUUCUACCGCGGCCGCUUUGCCAAGAGACUGCCGGAGCUGCUGCUGAGCGGGCUGGCUCUCCUCUGCAGCCUCGCCGAGAACACCGGCCUGCUGCUGCUCACAUACGUGGCGUCCACUGAAACCUACAAUGUUCACAAAAACGGUUUCAUCAUGUUCAUUGGGAGCUCGCUGGUGCACAUGCUCAUUACAUGCAGACUGUGGCAGGUGAUCAGGAGACACUAUGUGAACCCAGAGGAAAUGACAUCAUACCGCUGGAAGGUGCGUCUCUUCCUGUUUAACAUCAGCUGUUGUCUGGCUGCCGCUUACUUCUUCAGACGCCACAACAAGUACUGUGAGACAGGAGUCUACACCCUCUUCGCCUUCUUUGAGUACCUGGUGGUCUUCUCCAACAUGGCGUUCCACAUGACGGCGUUCUGGGACUUUGGGAGUAAAGAGGUGAUCGUGGCGACGCCUCCUGAAGACAAACGGUUCUGAGCCGCAGCCUCACCUGUGGACUGUUUAAAGAAAAGGUGAAAAGAAACCUGCCAACGAGACGCCAGGUCAAAGCUGCGUGUGAACACAUGAAGGCGUCCAACUGAUUACACUUCUCAUCAUUCCAACGACACGUCUGUGCUCUUACACCUGCUGAUGAAGCAGAGUCGUGACGGUGAUUAUGGUUCAAACAUAUUUAUAAAAAACUUCAGCGAUACCACAAAUUUCCUGAGCUCUGUGGAGGACGAAACAUGACUUAAGUAUCAAUCAAUAAAUAAAUACAGGAGUAAAUAAAUAAUUUAAUGACUAAAGAGAUAAAUAAAUGAAUAUAUAAAUAAAUGUAUAAAUACAAGAAUAAAUAAAUUAAUACAGAAAUAAAUAAUUAAAAAAUAAAUAAAUGCACUAAAAAUAUUAAAAAUUUAAAAUAGAUGUUAAAAUAUAUAUGGAAAUAAUUAGAUUAAUGCAUUAAUAAAUUAAAAUAAAAGUUGAUCAUGAAACAGGACAAAUUUAUAUAUUUUAAAUGUAUUUCUACAUGUUUGUACAGCUACUUUUAUUUAUUUAUAUAUUUCUGUGUCUGUAUGUUAAUAAGGUAGGAGGUCCUAAUCUCUGCAUUUAUUUCUUUAUUCCUUUAUAUAUAUUUAAGCAUUUAUUUAUUCUGUCAUUUAUUUAUUUAUUCUCAUUCAAUCCAUUUAUUUUUUGAUACUUAUGUUAUUUUCUGUCCUCCACAGAGUACAUUAGUCUACAAAAAACUUUUCAAACAUUAAGAAACGACUUCUUAAAAGCGUUUAUGUGUAAUGUUAUUAUUUUUAUUAUUAUCUAAUUAGUUGGCCGUGCUCGUCCUGAGAUGAGCCUUUAAAAUUACACGUAAUAAUAAAUUGCAGCAAAAGCUCUUAAUGCACGCUGAUGUUUCACUGCGCCUUCAUCAGAGCCGUCACAUCGGGGUUUUCUACUUCAAAUUUUACAGUGGUUUCUGCUAGUGGCAGCCAUGUUGCUAACUCUAGCUAAUGCUAACACUAGCAGUGUGUCUCAGAUCACAUACUUUUGUACUAAACACUUAAACACAGACUAAUAUUUUGAGUGCACAAGUGCGUCUACAGACUCUACACUGUAUAGUCCGGAGAAUGCAGUGUACUACUGGUGGUGUAAAAGUUGAUUGUGGAAUGAUGGACACCUCUCAUCCUCAACGGUCGCCAUCUUUGUGACGUAACAGACUUCUCAGUGUUUGACGUGGCGGCUGGAGACACCAAGGAGCUUGUUAGUUCUACCUGUUUUUGGCACUAAGCACCAAAACUGUUGUCAAAUAGAAGCCGUCAGUAAUGUUUGUUGGGUGAUGACACACAAUAAUGUGAGUGCCAACGUUAGCUUGCUAGCUAACAUUAGCAUUCACUAACUAGCUAACUUGCUUCUAGCUACGGCACAUUUUAAUCAGCCUUGACGUACUUUCGGUUUAUGUGUGGGCGGAGACAGCAGUCAAAUGUUGACGAUAAUGCUCCACCGUCUGUUUGCAAUUUAAAAAGAAGACGAAGAAGAAGAGGCGGUUGAAAAAAAAAAAGCCAUUGUCACUUCUGGGAAGUGCAAAACACUGGUGCACGGUUUGAGACAAUACCAUCCCGUUGAAAUGAGUGCACCACUCAAGAAGUUCGUAGUGAACAUAGUGUGCUACACUGAAGUGUACUAACACAAGUAUGAGUUUUGAGACACACAGUAGAAGCCAGGAAAAAACAUCUAUGACUCAUCGUCUGUUUGAUGAUCAGUGAUGCGGUGGCCUUUCUAAAACGAGCACUGGUGAAACUUUGUAUGUUCUGUUAUGAUCCAGGAGUUGAUGAUGAGUAAACAGAUGGGUCAAUAUUUAAAGACGCCACCAGGUAAAGUCAGGUUAUCUGUGUCCACGCUAAAGGUCUUUACACGGCGGGGACGUGAUGAAUAAACAACGUGAAAAUGUGAAACACUCGUCUCGUGACACACUCGUAAUGAAACUUUAAGAUAUCUACAGCGAUCUGAUCUGAGAUCAGUUAAAGCUGCUGAUGGCUGUUGUAUCGUGACUCCCGUGGCGUCUUCCACACUCCACACUCACUUCAGCACACCUGCAUUUAAUUAAAGAUUCCCCAGAUGCCAGGUCAGGUGGUGCGUUUAAGUGACUCAAAAAUAUUAGGAAGCUAGAACUUGCUAGACGAUAUAUAGCAUCAUCUCAUAUCGAUCUCAGGCCCCUAAAUAGCACUGAAUCUAAAUCGUAUCAUGGCAGCCUUUGUGAUAUCGGCAUAUAUCAUGAAUAGCAUUGUUGUCCAGAGAACUGAUAUAAUAUCAUGAUGACACUACUGAUUUACACCCCUUGAAUCUACUUGAUGCUUCACUCUGUGUGAAAGCUCAGAAAAAUCAACCUUGUUCCAAAGAAAUGAAGCUGCUUAUUUACCGCGUAAUAUUUGCGUUUUGUAUAGAAGUACUCGAGACAAAACCAUACUGAUCACACACAAAAACCUCGCCCCCAGUGUGUAAAGACCUUUACAAGUGGAGUUUGGAUGUUUGUCAGGGUGGAGGUAAAAACUUCAGUGUGAUAGUUUAGUAUCAGGCAGCAGCUGUUUCUCCUCCCGAGCUUCAGCGAGCGGCUCUGUUAAGAUGAAGCUGACGGCUGUAAACGCUGCUCAUGUGCUGCUGCUGUCACCGUGUUGCUCAUCAGCACCAAACCAGACUCACAUGUCGACGUCCUGACAGAACACACAGCUCUGUUCAUGCUGCGUUCAGGGUUACAACAAUAAAAGUCUGUGACCUCGUCAUCAGCAGCUCCGCGAGGACAGAGUGUUUAUAUUACUGAGUACUGGACGGCAAGCUGCGGCCAGUAUCAGCUGGUCCUGGAUCAGAUUAAUGGAGGUUAAUGUGUAAAAACUUUUAUUCCAGGCUGUUAAACAACACAAGGCACAACUAAGUCAGGCUGUAACCAAAAAUCAAAGGGUUUAUCUUUAACGGUGGCCUUUUAGGGACAUCUCAGACUCAUCUCAGUCACUGUCGUCACACUUUGAUACACUUUGCGUGUAUCAGCACAUGCUAACGUACAGAGUCAUGUCAAAGCUGUGCUGAUGUCUGAGUGUUUACGUUCAUAAUAAAAGACAAAAACUA
This is a messenger RNA of Epinephelus moara (kelp grouper), 4236 nucleotides long. It is a transcript of the gene pgap2, whose product is annotated as post-GPI attachment to proteins 2. Bases 364 to 1128 code for a protein of 254 amino acids. Gene Ontology annotation, cellular component: endoplasmic reticulum membrane; Golgi membrane. Gene Ontology annotation, biological process: GPI anchor biosynthetic process. The transcript has 6 exons. NCBI's taxonomy places the organism in Eukaryota, Metazoa, Chordata, Actinopteri, Perciformes, Serranidae. The record is from RefSeq and is a predicted model, not a curated record.